AUGUCUUCACACAUCACCACUUCCCUGCUUAUGCUGGAAUACACCGGCACUCCCAAUCUUGUUGCCCAAGUCAUUGGCGCAAACCCUACAGCUACGACAUUCGUCUUGGACUGCGAAAAGCCCAAGAACAAGAAGACCUGGGACGAGGACGAAUGCUGGUUUACGAAAGAUACCAUCAUUCUCGGUCCAUGGGCCGACAAGACACCUGCGCCUGGUGCUGUCACCACCGGUAUCUGGAGAGAGACCAGCGUCGACGAUGACGAAGAAGAAGGCUUCUCAUUCUCGAUUGAAUGCCAAAUGGAUCAAACGAUGCCCAAAGUCUGCACUACAACCAACCAUGCUUCCUUUUCCUUCCACGACGGUCGGGAGGUUACAGCGACUUACACCAAACACGGCGGUACGACGUUUGACGGGUUCUUCUAUUUUGGCUAUGGAUACUUCGACUGGACCCCCGUGACAGUCACAGCUGGUCAAUCAUAUCUUCUGGCUGCUAAGACUGCUGCUUCCACGGAGGCUACACCCACCAGCGAUGUCUCUGGAACUGCCAAGGCUGUGGAAGCGACGACUGCGGGGGGCGAUCGUACCAGUACUGUCGACGAAGACGUGAUUACCGUUACUGGCGAGGUUCCAUCUACAACGACUUCGAGUAACAGUGCCGGCAUUACACGAGCUUUGAGUCUCUGGGCUGCGGUGGGACUCGCGGCGGCUGUGGUCUCGUUAUGA
Fusarium redolens is the source of this 723-nucleotide messenger RNA. RefSeq lists its product as uncharacterized. The coding region runs from base 1 to 723 and encodes 240 amino acids. The transcript has a single exon. The record is from RefSeq and is a predicted model, not a curated record. NCBI's taxonomy places the organism in Eukaryota, Fungi, Ascomycota, Sordariomycetes, Hypocreales, Nectriaceae.